Messenger RNA from Paraphaeosphaeria sporulosa, 1178 nucleotides. Its product is annotated as DNA binding methylated-DNA--cysteine S-methyltransferase. The record is from RefSeq and is a predicted model, not a curated record. The coding region runs from base 64 to 921 and encodes 285 amino acids. NCBI's taxonomy places the organism in Eukaryota, Fungi, Ascomycota, Dothideomycetes, Pleosporales, Didymosphaeriaceae. Gene Ontology annotation, biological process: DNA repair. Gene Ontology annotation, molecular function: methylated-DNA-[protein]-cysteine S-methyltransferase activity. The transcript has a single exon.
GACCUCCUUGUGUCUUCACAACGGUAAACGGAACAUUGAAUUCACCAGCUAGCCAGGGGCGGGAUGGAAGAACUGCGGCAGAAAUGGAAGACGUUAUACGCUCAGGAACUACCAGCGAUGGCGAAAGCCAAAGACGAGAAGCAGAAUUGGCCAAUCCACCUCGACCACUGUUUCGCGCGCAUCAUAAUGGAUAACGCUGUGGGAAAAGACAAACCAUGGACGGAAGUCGUCAAGUCUCCCGCUAUCAAGCACAUGUCAGAGCAACAGCUGAAGGAUGCGAUCAAGCUCGGCGAAUCGAUUGCUGAUGGCAGUGAAGACAUCAAUCCACUCAACGAACGGAGUCUCAAGCUUCGCGGCAAGAGCGGUCCUGGGAGAAAGCGUAAAGUAAUUGCUCAGGAUGACGCCGCCGAUAAGAAAACUAAAAGAAGUGAGAGUAGCAAUAUCUCCACGUACUUCCUUCCAUCUCCAGCAUUGCCAAAGAAGGAAAUUCCCCCGGAUGAGACUCUUGUCACAGCUCAGGACUUGGAAAUAGACGUACAGUUGAAAAGGAUAGCCGAUUCAAAACUUACGCCUUUUCGCAAGCAAAUACUGAGUAUGCUCUGCCAGAUACCCCGAGGCAGGUACAGCACGUAUCAAGCAAUGUCCGAUUACAUCACGAAUACUUCGCACAAGACUUGCGCACGAGCAGUCGGAAAUGCAAUGAGGAACAAUCCUUUCGCUCCUGAAGUUCCCUGCCAUCGUAUCUUGGCAGCAGAUGGUACGCUUGGUGGAUUCGGCGGUCAUUGGGGCGAGGAAGGCAAAUUUGCUGACCGCAAGCACGAACUGCUGAAGGAAGAAGGCAUCUCCUUCGAUUCGAGAGGCAAAGUUAAAGGCCCACCAUUUCGAAGCUUUUCGAGGACUGCUAGCAAUGCUGGAAGGUGAGAACGUUCGUGCACGUGACCGAGUCCAAAACCGGGAACCUGGGCAGCGACCAUGCUGCACCAUGACGCUAACCACUGGCGUAACCCGCCACAGCAACAUAUGACGAUCGUUUGGACUAGGCAGCGUUUCCAUGCAUUCCCGCAGCAGAGCGGUUGGUCCAGGCAUGUUCCGUUCUCCAUGCCGCGACAUCUCCUACGUCAUACGCCGUGGACAAAGCCUGCAACUGUAGCUCUCUGCAUACCAUAUCUGUUCGCAUU